UCAAUGUGCUGAUGUAGAAUAAGUAAAAUGUAAUUCACUACAGUGAUAAGAAAACAUUAUCAAUUUAAUUUAAUUGUAUUUAAAUACAUUUUACAUACAUUAUCGAUUCAGUUCUAACAAUGUAUUCAAAACUAUUCUAAAAAUAUAUCCACUAUUGAACUAUAGUCAGUACCUAAUGCCUAGAAAUUUACUGCAAACAUGUGUAUUAUGUUGAAUUGUCUUUCCCCAUUUUGGAAACAGACAUGGAUGGCAUCUACCGUUCUAUUCCUCAAUGUGGGACAAGGGCUCGUGCUUGGUUACAUGUCUAUACUGACAGCCGCACUAAGUGCACCGGAUUCCUCUAUUAAAACUGAUCUAGCUUCUAUUUCAUGGUUAGCUGCACCCUUUGCCCCAGCGGCUAUAAUUGGAGGACUUUCAUCAUGUUUCUUUAUGGGCUGGCAGGGCCGGAGAAAAGCUUAUAUAUUAUUCAAUAUACCGGGUAUUAUUGGCUUGUUAUUGACAUAUUUCGCUCAAAAUUAUUUAACACUUCUCAUAGCACGUAUAUUGCUUGGAAUCACAGGCGGAGGACUACAUUCAGUAAGCAUAGUUGCUAUCGCAGAAUACGUGCAUCCAAAAUACCGAUGCAUGUUUUUAAACUGCAAAACAGUCUUUUUUUCUUCGGGAAUUACAAUAGUCCACGCAUUGGGACACUAUAUUCAUUGGAGAAGAGCUGCCGUUAUGAUUCUUAUUCCCCAUAUUUUAUCUUUCAUAAUGGCAUUUAUGUGGACCGAAAGUCCCGCAUGGUUCGCCUCAAAGAAACGAUUCGAAGAAUGCAAAGAUGCUUUCUUUUGGAUCAGGGGAAGAAGCAAUAGUUCGAAGUGGGAAGUCAAAGAGAUGAUCAAAGCACAAAGGGAACGGUUAUCAAAUAAUAAAAAACUUACAAACCGUAUAUAUUUUCUUGAAUUAUUGAAAAAAAUCACGAGAAGUGACUUUUUGAAACCUUUUCUAAUUGGAGUUUGUGCUGUAAUUGUCAUGGAAAUGUCUGGUAGACAUACUUACCCGGCUUACGCUUUACAGUUUAUGGCUGAUAUAGUUGGAUCUCAAACACAGUAUUAUUAUUAUUACACCAUAAGUUUAGAUUUGAUUAUUAUAGUAAGUGCUAUAUGUUCCUCUAUAUUGGUUCGAAUCAUUAACAUUCGGCCUCUCUUAUUUUGUACAGGAUUUUCAGCAUUAGUUGCAUUAUUUCUAGGGUGUAUCUAUCUUUUCUUAGUUUCAUUAGAUGUAAUAUCAAAUGAUAGACCAUGGAUAGUUAUUUUGCUUUUUAUAGUUUACUUCUUUUUAUCAAAUUUAGGUUGCACUCCAAUACCGAUAACACUAGCUGCAGAAAUAUUCCCGUUAGAACAUAGAGUUCUUGCUACUUCCCUGUUAAGUACAUUCGCAUGUGUUAUUUUAAUGGUUAAUUUAAAAAUAGUUCCUUAUUUAUUAGUCCAAAUUAAAGCAUAUGGAACCUUUGCCAUUUUUGGUACAUCCACAACUAUAGGGUUAGUAGCGUUAUAUUUUAUCCUACCAGAAACUAAAAAUAAAACUUUACAGGAGAUAGAAGAUUAUUUUUACAAUAGAAAUCUAAAAAAUAAAAAUGAUAAUGAUUUAAAUGAUGAUUAUGAUCUGAAAAUUGUAAAUGACGAAGAAAUUUAAAAUGAUCACAUCUUAUAAAUAAUAAUAAAACUCUAUA
This is a messenger RNA of Galleria mellonella (greater wax moth), 1711 nucleotides long. Its product is annotated as facilitated trehalose transporter Tret1-like. Gene Ontology annotation, biological process: transmembrane transport. Bases 199 to 1674 code for a protein of 491 amino acids. The transcript is spliced from 3 exons. Gene Ontology annotation, molecular function: transmembrane transporter activity. Gene Ontology annotation, cellular component: membrane. NCBI's taxonomy places the organism in Eukaryota, Metazoa, Arthropoda, Insecta, Lepidoptera, Pyralidae. The record is from RefSeq and is a predicted model, not a curated record.